AAAACGCUCCCAGCCAGACGAAGAAAAACGUUCGCGAGCUAACGUUGUCUUCCCCGGCAGGGCUAAAUUUCAAGACUCAAGGGAUGGUCGGUAACGCUGACGACGUCACUCCGAGUCAGGCAAUCCCUCCAUUUCUCGUAUCUGGCAGCGCCAACACCCUGGCCGCGCAACCAGCAAAAAAUUCCGAUUCAUUAGUAGCAGCCACCAAGUUAGCGUCGUAUACUGACGCCCUGUGCGAGGGGGCGUUUUGGGAUGAUAUGCGCGUCUCGAAUGAGCUCGGCGGCCAUGGCUCGUCGGACGCGGUGGGCGAACUGGAGGACAUUAUUCUCCGCGCCGCUUCCUCCUCUGCGGUUCCGGAAAAUAGCCUAGCGGUCCCGUCAUGGUCGCUAGACGCCGUCGUUCCAGGCCCUUCUUUUUCAGCCGUAGUGGGUGACGGAUUUUCUCACGCGGCCCAAGCCGCUUCGGCCGCAGGAUCCCUGCCGCAAAAUGCGCCGCAGAACGCGGCGGCGGCGCCGCAGCAGAUUCACCAGGGAUGGCCGAAUGGCGGCGCAUGGACGAGCAGCGCGCGCGAGGAUCAGGCAGGAAACGGGUGGGCGGCAGACUUCCAGGAUCCCCGGCACCAAAACGCUAACAUUAUCACCGAGAUGGAUCAUUUUAAUGAUGACGUCACUGAAUCUGGAGCACAGCAAUGGCCGGCUGCUGCCGCUUCCGCUCUUUCCAAAGGCAUAGCACCCACAGCGCGUUGGGGCGGUGACGUUUCUCGGGGUUUAGAAUGGUCAGACGACGCCGCACCUGACGCCGCCGCGGCUAGUAACGCCGCCGUAAACGCCGCCGCUAACACCGCCGCAAUCUACGGUGUCAGCCACGGCCGCCUCCCGUCCCUCCUCCGCUCCCUUGCCGCCCACCAGCAGGCCGUUGAGGCCCUCGCGCCGCUCUUAAGCGAACCGCGCGCACUGCUUCCCACAGGGGAGGCGGAAGGGAGCGCAGGGGGAGGCGGCGUGCGCGGAUGGCGCAGUUCCGACGGCCCAGCCUUUGCACAGCAGCUUACCUCGAACCUCGCGCCUCCUGGGCCGGAUUUUCCUGCGCCCGUGAUGGGCGGCGCCUCUGGCGGCGGCACUGGCGGCGGCAAUCAUGCUGCUCUGCUAAAUUACCACAACUCUAGCGACUGGAGGCCCUCCGGGGGCCUCUGCGCCCCGCUCCCCCUUGCGCCAAAUCCGACAGUCUUCCAUCCUGGGAGAGCAGAGGCUUCUACCGCCGCCGCCGCUGCUGCACCCGCCGCAUUUCCCUCCUCCUCCUCCGCCUCCUCCUCUGCGCAUCUCGCUGCUACUGUCGCCGCCGAAUCUCUCGCGCGGGAGCGGCAGGGGGGCGGGUUAGAGGCAGGCGGCGGAAUGCAAUCCGAACAGGCGCAUAAUCCAGGUGCCAUCAGCGCGCUCGCGUCUAUCCUAGUUGCUGCAGCCGCCGCGGUUAAAGCUGGGCCGCAAGGUGGGGAAUGGGGGGGCCCGCAGGCGGGGAUGGGUGACGCUGGCAGCGGGGGCAUGGCUGGUGGUGUUGGUGCCGUGGGAAUGGGUGAAGAGUGGGGCAAUGCGGUGAGAUGCGAUGACGAGGAGGAGGAGGAGGAGGAGGAGGAGGAGGAGGAGGAGCAUGGUGAUGGGAUGCUGGCAAGGCGAAACACCGCCGCCAGUGGCACAGGUGGUCUGGGCGGCCCUGAUUGCCGCCCCCUUGCAGCCGCCACCGCCGCGAAACGAUUUCGCAGAAGCACCAGCGGCACCAGCGUACCCCAGCCCAUGCAGCAGCGAUUCCACGAGGACGCUGCUGCAGCUGUUAGUGCAGUCUUGCCUCUUGGAGCUCAGCUCCCGCCGGGCCUACAGCAGCAGCUGCAGCAGCUACGGCAGCAGUACAGCAACCUCAGCGGCAGUGAGCCCCCCUCGACGCAUCACCGCCAGAAAGGCGGUUCUGCAGCUGCUGCUGGUGCAGUCUUGCCGCUUGGAGCGGAGCUCCCGCCGGGGCUACAGCAGCAGCUGCAGCGGCAGUACAGCAGCCUCAGCGGCAGCGUGAGCGGCAGCGGCGGCGGAGGCGGUGGUGCGAGCGGCGGGGAUGAGCGUACCCGGAAUAACUCCGAGCCAUUGAAGUCUGCGCCACUGCCCCUGCCACAGCACACGCAACUUGGCUCCGAUGUCCCCUCGCCCCUCGCCUCCUCGCCGCCUGCCGCCACUCCCUGUCACCCUCCGCGUCGGUCCUCUGUGGUCCCCAGCGCCUCCCCCCCAUCUUGGAGUGCAGGAGCGAUGGCAGCCGAUCUAGCUGCUGGCCGAGUGAUGCAAGAGGUGUGGCUAGUGCAACCCUCCCAAAUGACGCAACCCUCCCACCUGCGGCGAUCCCCACAGCUUCGAGCAGUGGAUGCAGCAGCUGAGGAGGGCAGGAGACGGCAAGGGGAGGCCCGGAAAGGGGAGACCCGGAAACGCUCCCGGGGAGGCGAGAGUGGAGGGAGGGGUGCGGGGAGGAGGCAGCACGGGGCGAAUGAAGGGGCGGGUGAUGGGGCGCAUGAGGAGAGGGCGAGAGAAUGGGAUGUGGCAGGGACUGGUAACAUCGUGGGAGGCCUUGGGGAGGGGGAGACUGCGGAUGGAACGGGGUCGCAGGGAAGAGUGUCGGGCGCUUGUCUUGCCGCCAGGCGACGGCGGGAGCGCAUAGCGAGUCAGAUGCGCACGCUGCAGCGGCUGGUGCCAGGGAGCAGUCGGGUGGACACCGUCUCAGUGCUCUCUGAUACCAUUCGUUUCCUCUGCAGCCUCAUGCACCAAAUACAGUCACUCGGAGCAGAGCCCGAGGGCUAUUCCACCACUGAGGCGGCAGAAGCAGCAGCAGCAGAGGUGCUACGGCUGCGUCAGGCGGGCGUGAUAGCAAACCCCCCCACGGUGAACCCUAGGGCUUCUCCAGAGGGUGUGGUAGCAGCAGGCGGGGGAGUAGCAAACCCCGGGCCCCCUCAAGGCAGCACACCCACUCCCUCGCACCGAGCCUCCCAGUUGCCCCCACCUAUCGCCUCCACAUCACCAGCUUUGGAAGGCACAGUGGCUGGUGGUGAUGCUGCUGAUGCUGCUGCUGGCGGUGCUAAUGAUUGCGAGGAUGGCGGGUCACUGGGACAGUAAUUGCACCCACCCACUGCCUCAAGGAUAUGCUUGGAAGAUGUUUGGAUCAGAUGGUGCUUGUACACAGCGACACUUAGGAUUCUCUCAUUCUUUUGAUGACGCGCGAUUGAUUCUACAUAGCCAUGCCCAUUGCGU
Closterium sp. NIES-67 is the source of this 3272-nucleotide messenger RNA. NCBI's taxonomy places the organism in Eukaryota, Viridiplantae, Streptophyta, Zygnematophyceae, Desmidiales, Closteriaceae. The record is from the annotation of a GenBank genome assembly.